This is a messenger RNA of Caenorhabditis angaria, 2854 nucleotides long. The record is from the annotation of a GenBank genome assembly. NCBI's taxonomy places the organism in Eukaryota, Metazoa, Nematoda, Chromadorea, Rhabditida, Rhabditidae.
AUGGCUUAUCGAACUGAAAUGGUAAGUAUUUCUUUUUUUUCUUCACAAAAAGAAAUUCCGAUUGGUCUCUUCAGGGAUUAUAUUACUCAUAUUAUAAAACAAUUAUAAAUGCUCCUUCAUUUUUGGAAGGAUUGGAUUUGAUAAUUCGAGAUGAAGUGACUGAAUAUGGACAUCAGAUAAAUACGCUGAAUCGAUUCAAUUUGUAUCCGGAGGUCAUUCUAUCAUUCCUUUAUCGCCCAUUCCGUUCAAUCGCAAAAUCUGCAAAUUGGCGUGUCGAAACUUGUUGGCAAGUAAAUCGAGGUGCAAAUCUGAAACCAGUCGAAAGCUGCGAAGGAAUCGGAAAUCCUCAUUAUUUCUACAACACAGCUGUUUUUAUAAUUGCUGGAAGUGUUGCUUCUUCUAUUUUUUGGCUUGGAGUUUUAUUAAGUAAUUCGAUUUUUGGUGGAUUAUUGGCCGUUUUGUGCUUCUUUUUUAAUCAUGGAGAAGCAACACGAGUUCAAUGGACUCCGCCACUUCGAGAAAGUUUCGCUUUUCCUUUCAUCAUUGCUCAUAUUUUAGCUGUUAGCUAUGUUGUUAAGUGAGUUUACAUUUUGGAAAAAUCCUUUUGUUCAAAAAAAACAUUAUGGUUGUAGUUCGGAAUACUGUAUUUUGAAAUUAUCUUAAAAUUCUAAAAGUUUUAAAGCUACAGUAAUUCGAACUGCAAUUUUCGUAGUUUGAAGUACGGUAGAACAACAUUAUUUAGAAUUGUACGAAAACUCUUUCGAUAUAUUUUCAAUUCUGAAAAAAUUAGCCACAGUAAAACUCGCAAUUUCAUCAAAUUUUGAAUUAAUUUUUCUCAUCUCAAGUUUUAAUUUAUUUUUUCAGAUUCAAGAGUUCUGGUCCUCUUCCAUCAAUAAUUCUACUAUUUUUCUCAAUUCCAGCAAUGUUAUUCUGGCAAUUUUCUCAAUUUGCCUUUUUCACUCAAAUCUGCUCAAUUUUCUCAAUAUUUUCAAUCGGACUAAUUCCUCAAAACACUCUUCAAACUCUAGUCAAAUCACAUCUCAUAUCAUUUAUUAUUUCAUUUUUCCUACUUUUUGGAAAUGAAAUGAUGAUAACUGCUUUAUAUUUUCCAAGUAUUAUUGCUCUUUUUGUUAUUGCUCAUAUUCCGAAUAUUUCGAAUCGAUUCAUCCGAUUUUUUGUGCUUUCAUUGGUUUUUGGAAUUUUGACGAUUGCUUUGAAGAUUGUAUUUGGAAAAACAUUGCAAAUUGAGGAUGAUGCACAUAUUUUUGAUAUUCUUCGAUCGAAAUUCACGAGUUUUGCUAACUUUCAUACGAGGUUAUAUACUUGUUCAGCGGAAUUUGAUUUUAUCAGCUUUUCAGUGAGUUUGGGGAAGAUCGUUUUGAGAAUUUUUGAUCCAAAAAAAUGUACGUUUCAAAAAUUAUAUUUUAAAAUAUUUAAUUUUUGAAAAAAUAAUAAUUCGAAUAGAAGUCUUAGGAAAAAUGAGAAUCCACGUGGAAAUUUUUCUUCUCUUGCCUUUGAAAUUUUUGCGUUAUUUUUUUCCAAAUUUCGAAAUUUGCCACGUCAAAAAAGUUUUAUCACUAAAAAGCUACAGUAACCCAUCAAUUUAUUUUUCAGGUGUUCGAAAAACUGUGCAUCAGUUUCCUAAUUCCCUCAGCUCUUUUAUCAAUUGCUCUUUUCGCUUUCGUAUUUUUGCGCAACAAAUUGCAAGAAAAUGGUGAAAUUGUAUAUAAUUUGGUGCAAUUGGUGUUGUAUACUUUGAUGGCUGUGUUAAUUAUGAGAUUGAAAUUAUUUAUGACACCACAUUUGUGUAUAACAGUUGCUAUUCUCGCAAAUUAUCAGGUAAUAUUUGAUGAAGAUUGUUUCAAUAAUAUUUUCUUUUGCAGAUAAUCAAUUCAAUUUUUGGUGCAAGAUAUACAAAGUUAAUUCAUUGUUCAUUUUUAAUUGGAUUAAUUGCAAUUCUAACUUAUAAAGGUCUUCCAAAUAUUCAACAACAAUUAAAUAUCAAAGGAGAAUACAGUAAUCCAGACCAAGAAAUGUUAUUUGAUUGGAUUGAAACAAAUACAAAAAAAGAUGCAGUAUUUGCUGGAACAAUGCCAGUUAUGGCAAAUGUCAAAUUAACAACACUCCGACCAAUUGUAAAUCAUCCACAUUAUGAACAUGUUGGAAUACGAGAAAGAACUUUGAAAAUAUAUUCAAUGUUUAGUAAAAAACCGAUCAAAGAGGUUCAUGGAAUUUUGAAAAAUAUGGGAGUUAAUUAUUUUAUUUUCCAAUUGAUGAAUUGUUCGAAUGAUGAGAAAAGGUUGGUUUUUAAAGAUUUUUUGAGAUGUGGCAAUUUCAGAAAUACUCUGAGAAAUUGGGAAUACUACUGUAGAUUGAACUUGGAACUAAAUUUUCUGGAUUACUGUAGAUCAAAUAGAGUAAUCCAAAAUUAUGCCCAAAAAACUUUUUUAGAAAAUUGUAGCCGAAAAUCAACGUGACAUUCUUUCCCUUUUGCGUAUUUAGAAAUUUCUUUCAAAACUUAAAAGGACAAAAUGGUGCGCAGUUCCACGUGUCACUUUUUUCAUAACCUGGCAAAAUUUAGAAAAAUGCUCAAGAGUCUGAAAGCACAGCUUUUCCCAUGUUUUGUCAUAAUUCAUCAGCAUUUGUUGUUCAUAGUUCCAAUUAAUUUUUGAUAUUUUCCAGGCCUGAAUGUGUGUAUCGUGGAAUGUGGGAUGAAGAAGAUCCAUUGAAUCAAAAUCGAACUUCACUUUGUGAUUUAUGGAUUCUGGCGGCGAAUUCUCAAAAUUCGGAAAAAAUAGCACCAUUUAAAAUUGUUUAUAAUAGGAACAGAAAUUAUAUUGUUUUGAAAAUUUGA